This is a messenger RNA of Racocetra persica, 2295 nucleotides long. Lineage: Eukaryota; Fungi; Glomeromycota; Glomeromycetes; Diversisporales; Gigasporaceae. The record is from the annotation of a GenBank genome assembly.
GUCGAAGAGAAACAUGAAACAUUGCAAGCAUAUUUCCGGAAACUACGGUUAAUCAAAUCGGUUUCAACUGGUGGAACACCUGCUGUUACUUCUUCUUCAGUUGUUACAUCAUCAACUUUGAUGGAAACUGGUGCUUUACAAAUACCUCAAAAGACAACUAGAAAACAAUCAAUAUCAAGCAGAGUGUUGUCAACAUCUGCAUCAAGUAAAGCAUCAUUAAACCUUUUAUCAAAGCCUGCAAGUUCUCAUCGCCAACGUAACAAUAAUGGUCAAAAGGAUUUGGUAUUAUCUCAUAAACGGCAGGAAAGUGCUGGAUCAAUUUCAUAUGAUUCUGAUAGUCCUUUACCUUCACGUAGUGGGAAAAAAUUGAUUUCAUUAUUUACUGCUAUUUUACGUGGAGUAAACGGUCGUGGUAGCAACCCACCGAGUAAAGAGUCUAACAAUUCUAAUUCUAAUUCUACAUCAGUCAAUGGUGACAAAUUGGGAGCUAAGACCAGAGUUCCAAGUAUUCAAGAUUUUGAAAUAAUAAAACCUAUUAGUCGAGGGGCUUUUGGUAAAGUUUAUCUUGCAAGAAAAAAGACAACUGGCGACCUUUAUGCGAUAAAAAUUUUAAAAAAAGUAGAUAUGGUUCGCAAGAAUAUGGUAAUGGAAUAUCUAAUUGGUGGUGAUUUAUCAUCUCUUCUUCAAUGUUUUGAACGUUUUGAAGAAGAUAUGGCGCGUAUGUAUACAGCAGAAGUGGUAUUGGCGCUCGAAUACCUUCACAAAAAUGGCAUAACUCAUCGAGACUUGAAACCUGACAAUAUGCUUAUCACCUCCGAAGGUCAUAUAAAACUUACUGAUUUUGGUUUGUCCAGGAUAUCAAUUCCUGAAAAAAGUAGUAUUACUUUCGUUAAAGAAGGUGAAUCAAAUAAUAGACCUGAUAAAAAGUCAAAAAGUAUGAGAGCUGGUAGUGUGGAUUUUCGUACCAACUCUAAUGGUCAUCGUCCGGUUUCUUCCAUCUUUCCCAAUGAAAGUCCAAGAACUUCCGUUCAUAUUAAUUUUCAUAGUGUAGAACCACAACCAUCAUCUAAUACUUCUACUCAAUCAUCAUCAUCAAAAUUAACAAGAAAGCAGACUAAACAAAGUUCCAAAGCUCUUUUAGGUACUCCUGAUUAUCUUGCACCAGAAUUACUUCUUGGUAUUGGGCACACAACAGCAGUAGAUUGGUGGUCUCUUGGUAUAUGCCUUUUUGAAUUCUUGGUUGGUUAUCCUCCCUUUAAUGAUGAUACACCACAAGCAAUCUUUAGAAACAUUUUAGAUAAUGAUAUUCAAUGGCCACCUGAAGAAUUUUUGUCCAUAGAAGCCAAAGAUUUCAUUUCAAAAUUAUUAAAUAAAACACCUGAAAAACGACCUAGCGUAGAUGAAAUCAAAGCUCAUCCUUUUUUUAACGGAAUUGAUUGGGAACAUAUUCGUCAACAACAAGCACCUUUCGUUCCUAAUCCUGAAGAUGAACAAGAUACAAGUUAUUUUGCGGCACGUAAUAAUCGUGCAGAUAUUCGCCGUCUUUCAGCAGGAAAUCUUGAUGAAAUUGCAUCCGGAAGAAUAUCAUCUGAAAAUCGUAAAUCUGUUGCUUUUGAUGAUGAUAUUGAAAUUAAUUCACAGGCACCUAAUAACCAAGCACCUAAUAAUAAUGCUCCAUCACCUCUCGUAUUACAAACAAUUACGGCAGAACCUAUAGAAUGUAGUUCCUUGAAUUCACCAGUUUCGACACCUACAUCACGUAAUAAACCUGAUUUAACAAUCAAUACUCAUACACGCGAUAAACGACAAUCACUUUUAAAGAAAAAAUCGACAUCAUCUCUUAAACCAUCACCAGUUGAAGAGACACCUGGUAGAACGAUUCAAAAACGUAAACCAUCUUUAUUAAAAUUACCCACAGGAAAAUCGAGAAAAUCUUCUAUAAGUGGUGCUAGUGACUGUGGCACACCAUUAUCAGCGUCCAGUACAUCUAGUACAUCAACGAACCAAUUACCUUCAUCUACACCGGCAUCAUCAUUAUUAAAUCCAUCAAGACUUUCAUCACUUGUUGGAUCGCAAGAACUAUAUGGAUUAGACCAACAAACUAAUAUUCAUGAUGAUGAAAUAUUAAAUGUUGAAAAUCAACAAACUAGUGAUGAUUCGGGAUUUGAUGGUUUUCUUUAUAAGGGUGUUUCAUUUUUAGGUGACUUGACCAGAGAUGUAUUAUCAUCUGGAAAUGGUGGUGGAAAUGGAAAUUGUUUAGCGAGAAAACCAUCUAUUGUUGAUCUUAAAAAUUAA